Messenger RNA from Caenorhabditis auriculariae, 8514 nucleotides. NCBI's taxonomy places the organism in Eukaryota, Metazoa, Nematoda, Chromadorea, Rhabditida, Rhabditidae. The record is from the annotation of a GenBank genome assembly.
AUGGAGGCGGGUGAAAGACGUCGUUCCGAGGCCGACGUCACCGGCAGGACCGGCACAGACUAUUCGGCUCGUCCAAGCCUCGAUCUUACCGCCGACCCCAUGUACGAGUCCAACUUGGCCCUCCGAAAGCUCUCCGAGGCUUUUGGUCAGUUUACAGUCCAAUUCCGACUCUGAUACUGAUUUUUUGAAUGCCAAGGGCCCCAGUGUGGUUUAUGACGCAAAGCGGCGUGUUUCCGUUUGAAAUAAUCUUAGACUUUUCUUGGCGGAUCCAAAUUAUAAUAGUCUUCGGAAAUUUGCCAUUUUCUGCGAUUCAGAUCGUCAUGCUUCCAAAAUACGCGUGUUUCACAAAAAUAGAUUUAAAUAUGGCUUAGUUCAAAAAUAUCAAAGCACAAAUUUGAAAGUCAAAAUAAACUUCUCGAUUGCUUCCAGUGAUUUUCUCUUCAUGCCAGUUUUACUCAGAAAUCUCGAAAAGAACGGUAAAAAAAAAAUCAAUAUCUCUUGUGCAUGGAAAAUAUUGCUUGCUAUAUUCUUUUUGUAAGUUUCAAAGACCUGAAAACAAAAUAAACUUCCCUUUGAAAAUAUUUCAUUGCCAAUAAAAAAGUCUACAUUGCGUCUUUUUAUCGUUCAUCAUUUCCGAUGCUUAUGGUUUUUGGAAAGUAAAUUUUCAUUUUUUUUUUUAUCAAAUUUUUCUCUCAGAAACAGUAUUUUUUCGAUAUUUACUUGCAUGUACUUUUCUCAAAACGACUCCUACGGACAUGUUAAGCCAGAAAACUUCGUUUGGGCUUAUUACUUUUUCCAUGACUUUUUAUAGUCUGGUCCAACCUACAUUUUCUAUUACCCUUCCAGCAAUUUUUAGACUCAGACAGCCUACUCAACAAUAAAAAACUUAAUUACUUUGCACUUAACUAUAAAAUAAAAGUUGAACUCGAGGGUAUUCGAAAAAAAUAUCUUUGAAUUGAACGGCUGUGACGUAAGCGUUAUGCAAUUCCAUAAACCAUUAAACUGUCGUUAUCCAUGUUUAUCAGUAAAAAACCUUCACAUCGACCAGAUGGGGCUUCGACGCUUUCCCUACUUCCUACGUGACAAAAUAAGUAAAUACAGUUUUUUCGCCUGACUUUAUUUCGGAUUUUCUAACCACAGUUUUAAUUGAAUUCAAUAAGGAUCUUGUCUCUUCAUCCUGAUAUUGAUCAUUUCCUGUUUUUCUUCAAAUAUCCAAUCUUCAACCUCCUCGGUCAGCUAAUGAAAAAAGUUGUAAGGAAUAUGGUGCUUUUACAGAGUCAUAAUUUCAUUUUUUUCAUUAUAUUUUUCUUCUUGUUGAAGGUUUUUUGUCAAUAUUAGAGCCGAGAAAAAAGAACGCAAAGUCGCUUUUAUUGUCCAACGUGCAAAAGUUGAGACUGGAAGAGAAGACCAAAGUUCGAAAGAAACAAAGCCGAAGGAAAAACGAAAAAUGACCAAAGCCAACCUGGAAAUAAUUAUUUUCCACUGCGCAGGUCAAUCGGUCUUUGCGGUCAUAUUGUACCUAAAAGUCUCACGCGACCUUUAAAUCGCCAUCUAAGUAAUUGACUUUCAAGGGCCGGUUCAACAAGCGACACAACAAGAAACUGGCAGCAAACAUCGCACACUUUUGAAAAAGAUGGUUAUGUGUAAGGUCCACAAGAUCGAAAGCACGGUUCUUGUGCCUACAUCAUCUUUUCUUGGGACAUAUUGUACCUAUUUCGUUCCAAAAGAACAAAUCUUAUCCUGAAUUUUUCAACGAAACCAAACUGGUUGGCGUUAUUUUUCUUCUCAUUUUAACUGUCUUUCUAAUCACUGCCAUGGGUGAACAGUGCGGAACACUGGGUACGCCUAGAAUGACUUUUCCGGCAAUUUGACCUGCUGGUGUCGCACUUCCUUGAUAUCUUAUGAGCUCCAAGCCGCACUGGCUUCAGUCCAAAUACCGUCCUACUUGUCAUGAAGGACAGCUACGUAAACCAGUUUUAAAUUGGCAUUUGGUCGUUACAGCUAUAUGGAAGAAGUUUCUUCGAGAAGGUUUGUGAAGCUCGCAUAAUUUCUGGUUUUUGGAAAAGGGGAGAAUUAAAUGCGAUUCUGGCAGAUGGAUCUCAACGAAAAAUCUCCUUUUGAAAGUUAUAAGCUUGAAAAAGGGAGUAACUUUGCGGCGCGCCGUAGCGUAACAAGUUGGGUGCCUGUUUACGGUUUACAGGGUCAUAGGUUCGAACCUCGCCGCGACCCAACAGGGGUUUGAGAAAUGUGGGCAGAGGGAAACCGCUGCUUCACAGUCUCCAGCCGUACACAAAGACGGAUAUUUCACUAGAGCCAGUUCACUGAAAUCAGGAUAGGACCUUGUUUCAUCCAUUCGCGGCGCCGACGCCCCUCAACUUGUACGAAGGCGUAGGAAGAAGAAGAAGAUUACAAGUAUAACCUCAUUUUUCAAUGUUUCCAAUAUAUAUGAGCAAUCGCUUCCUCUAAUUCAUGUCAAAUAUCCUUUCAAAAUCGAUCAUCAGAUAAGUCUUGAUGGAUAAAAUCUUGUAAACAACGCAGAAUCUUCUGCAUUCAACGAAAAAAAAAAUUCAAAGGAUGAACUUGUAAAAACAAAUUUUUUUUCAUAGGUCAAACCAAGUUUAAGGUUUUUUUAAUGAAAAUUUCCAAACAAACUCAAAAUAAUCGUUUUUGUGAGUGACUCAGCUCUGAAAACUUGAGUUUAGAAGCACCAGGAAUUAUUUUUUUGCCAAUUCUCAAAUUUUUUUAUAUUCCGAUUGUUGAAAACAAAUAAAUGAAAGUUCUCACUUUCAACUUCCAUGUUUCGUAUUUUCUUUCUCCCACUCCUCUUCCCGGUAGCGCAAAAAAGUAGGCCAUUCUUUAGAAUCCUGGAAAAAUAUCCUCAACAUGGAAAUUUCUUUUCCUUUCAAGUUUUGAGAUUGAAAUAGUUGAAAAAGAUUGCGGCGCCGCUGAAAUGGGAAAGCGUGCGACGCUUGAGACGACGUAGGAGGGUCGUCCAAAAGGUAUUUGCGCGCAGUCCUUGCUUUGGACAAACGUCUUCUUUUCACCAUUCUUCCUAUUUUGGAGAAGAGCUCUCGAGCUGGAAUUAUUGCACAAGUUCCUGGGCAAGCGUGCCUUGGCGGCCAUGUGAGCGAAGCCUAUGUCUGUCCGCUCGGGAGCUUCGUUUGUAGUCCACAAAAUUCGUCGAUCUAUUAGUCAGUUGGUUUUUUGAGACUGUCAAGUUAUUUUUCUGUUUUCGUGUCUGGUGGAAUCAGAAAAACUUUGAAUUUUCUCAAAUCAAAGCUCUGAUGGAUGAUAUUAGGUGUACUUUUCGGGUUUCUGUUUUGGCUGUACAUAUAGUACGGUAGAAAGUAUUUGUCCCAAAGUUCCAAAUGAUCUUCGGAAUCUCCUAUGAUGAUAAAGAAAUUAGUUUUUCUUAUCAUAAAGACUGAAUAAGAGGAACUAUUAAAUUCUCAUAAACCCAGCCGAUUUUCGUUUCAAAAAAACGGCGGAAGUGCUUCUCGAAAAAGGAAAAGCACAUAGAGCAACUUGCGAAGAAUGCUCCUGCAGGAGAGUUUUUGGUGGCGCAAUUGGUCAACCUGCGGGGGACUCUCCUCAAGUAAUUGUUGAGGGGCGGCUAUAAUCAACAUUUUUGGGUUCAAAAAAGUCAUUCUGGCCUCAGCUUCAUGGAUGCUUGUUUCUGGUGCACCAGUAUGUUUGUCUUCGUUUCAGCCCAGCGCAUCGAAGGUAAAGCAUUCGUACGUCGAGGCGCCCUUCGGCAGAAAAAUGUCCACGAGAUCAAGUUGGUUUUUUUUCUUUUCGUGAAAAAUCCCUACAACUUUUUUGAGAAAUGCAUGAUUUUUUCCAAAUAUAGCUUUUUUUUGAAAUUUCCUUGCUGAAAGUCUUUUUUUCCAGACAGCACAAAUUCAUUGCACGAUUCUUCAAACAACCUACAUUCUGUUCACAUUGUAAAGAUUUUCUUUGGGGCCUGACAAAACAAGGAUUUCAAUGCCAAGGUGAGUCUAUUCAUUGCAAAAUCGUGUCUUUUCUCACGUAGAUUCCAUAUAUGAAUGUUCCUCUUUUUUUUUCUGAGUCAUUGAAAUUUUCAGUUUGCACGUUGGUGGUUCACAAACGCUGUCACGAGUUUGUCAAUUUCGCUUGUCCUGGAGCUGACAAAGGAGUGGACACCGACGUAAGUCGUUUCAAGUCGGCUGCAACUUUCUAAAUGUGACAGGAUCCGCGGCAGCAGCACAAAUGGAAAGUCCAAACUUAUUCAUCGCCAACUUUCUGCGAUCACUGCGGAUCUCUACUUUACGGCCUGAUACAUCAGGUCAGCUUUGUUCUUGUGAAAAAAAAACACACAAUGCUGAAUCCAAAAAUUCCCUCACAUGAUGAUUUUUUGUAUAUUUAAAACAAAUUGCUUUUGUAGGCAUUCUGUUAUCAUUAUUAUUUUCCUAAUUAAAACCCGGUUUUUCUUAUUAAAAACCAUCUAGCUUCAUUUUUUGCAAUGAAUACGUCUGGCAAGAGAAGCCAAUUGUAUUAUUGCAUAUAAGGUUUUCAGGGAAUGAAGUGUCAAUCUUGUGAUACGAAUGUGCACAAUCGUUGUGUGAGGAACGUUCCGAACAUGUGUGGAACCGACAACACCGAAAAAAGAGGAAGAAUCCGACUAGACGUCAGUAUCACCAACGAUGUACUCACGAUAAAAGGUACCUUCUGUUUCUCGAGAACGUCAGAAUGAUCCCUGAAUAACUUUCAGUACACGAAGCCAGGAACUUGAUUCCUAUGGACCCUAACGGACUAUCAGAUCCAUACGUCAAGUGCAAGUUGAUUCCCGAAGACUCCCACACAAAAUCCAAACAAAAAACGAAGACUUUGCGAGCAACCCUAAAUCCAGAGUGGAAUGAAACUUUCAACUAGUAAGUUGAAAUCAUGAUGACUUUUUUUGAGAAGGUUUCAUUUUUCAUACCAAACUUUACCGGAAGUUUUAUCUAGAUACUCGCAAUGUAAAUAUUCUCAAAAUCCUAGCUUUCAAGUGAGGAAAUUUGAAAGUUACUGAAGAUUGCAGGUCGUCCGAAAAAUUCAAAUCAAUUUGAGAUCUCUUUUUCUUCUGUAAUUGGAAAUCAAAUAAAGUUUCGCCCAGUCAGUUGAAGAUUUUUUGGCCAAAUAUCAAAAAGUGUUUGAGUGUUAUGAGAAAAGUUAUGAAAACCACUAGUCAAAUAUGUCUGCGAAAAAAUAAAUUGACAUCUACGUAAUAAAAUAGUUCUUUUCAGUAAACUACAACCCGGAGACAAAGAUCGACGUUUAUCCGUAGAAGUUUGGGAUUGGGAUCGCACUUCACGGAACGAUUUUAUGGGCAGUCUUUCAUUCGGAAUCUCUGAGCUAAUGAAGGAAUCUGCUUCUGGAUGGUUCAAGCUUCUUAACGCGGUGAGACCAUUCAAUCACAAUUUAUUGUCAGACCAAAAUUAGCUUUUUUCUCAUUACGAAUUAUGCAGGAAGAAGGCGAGUUCUACAACAUAAAUAUCCCACCAGAAUACGAAGAGGAAAUGGAGAAAAUGCGAAAGAAAAUGAGCGACCCAAAUGUAAUCCGUGAUUGGUUUUUCUGAAAUGAUUCCGUUUUUUCAGAUUUUGCGCAAUUCAAGAUCUAUUCAAAGCGGGGAUCUUAGUCAUAAAAUUAAUUCAAUGAAUUUGGCAAAUCAACGAGACGUUAUCAAGGCUUCAGACUUCAAUUUUCUCACUGUCCUCGGGAAAGGAUCUUUUGGAAAAGUGAGUGGAAAAAGCAGAUUAGAGGCCAAAGAAAGUUGCUAGGUGUUACUCGGUGAGCACAAAACGACAAAAGAACUGUUUGCGAUCAAAGUUCUCAAGAAGGACGUCAUUAUUCAAGAUGACGACGUCGAGUGCACCAUGACUGAAAAAAGAGUUUUGGCUUUGCCUGAGAAGCCUUCGUUCCUAGUCGCUCUUCAUUCUUGUUUUCAAACUAUGGUGAGUUGGUCGAAAACGAUAAAAUAGUUCUAAGCCUAAAAAUUGUAGGAUCGGCUGUACUUUGUCAUGGAAUUUGUGAACGGGGGAGAUUUAAUGUACCAAAUUCAACAAGUCGGCAAAUUCAAAGAACCUGUGGCCGUGUACGUUUUUCCUUAUUUUUCCAAAGUUUCCUUCAUUCUCAGAAUGGAAUUCUUUUCAGUUUCUAUGCAGCUGAAAUUGCCGUUGGUUUGUUUUUCCUUCAUUCGAAGGGGAUCAUCUACCGUGACUUGAAAUUAGACAACGUCAUGUUGGAAAGAGAUGGGCAUAUCAAGGUAAAAUAAUCCUACUAAAAAAAAAAGUUGAAAAACAUCAUUUUAGAUAACCGAUUUUGGAAUGUGCAAAGAGAACAUCUUUGGCGACGCUACCACCAAGACUUUUUGUGGGACGCCAGAUUACAUUGCACCAGAGGUAAAAUGAGCAGAAAAGAAAAAAUAAAAAAGUAAUCCGAAUUUCGUCAAAAAAAAGAGUUCAGAUCAUUUUAUACCAACCAUAUGGAAAAUCAGUUGAUUGGUGGGCUUUCGGGGUUCUUCUUUUUGAAAUGUUGGCCGGCCAGCCUCCAUUCGACGGUGAAGACGAAGACGAACUAUUCACAGGUAUACAACUACGGUUUUUUCAGAAACUGAAAAAUUGUAUUGUAGCAAUCACUGAGCACAACGUGUCUUAUCCAAAAAGUAUGUCAAAAGAAGCUGUUUCCAUUUGCAAAGCCCUGCUGCUGAAAAAUCCCGUGAAACGGUUGGGUUGUUCUCCAAACGAGGCAGAUUCGCAGAGAGAUAUAAAAGUAAACUGGAGGAAAAAAAAACAGAAAAAAAUGGAACUUCAACAGGAGCACCCCUUCUUCCGGCGUAUAGAUUGGUUCAAAAUUGAAACUCUUCAAGUUCAACCUCCCUUCAAGCCAAAACUGGUCAGUUAAAUUUCGAAACUAUUGAGCAUUUGAUGCGCUUGAAUCUGUACAAAGUGACGCAAGUUUUCAGUUAAAAGAUAAUUAAUAAAAAAAGAAGUAUGGUUCAAUUUCAUAAUUUUGAAACACAAGUUUUCGUUUCAGUUGAAUGGUAAACAACUUAGAUGCAACUUGCAUUAUUGAAGUAAGCACGACGUGAAAAAGCAUGAGGAACGAUCUCCGGAAUGGCUCUUUCUGGAUCCGCCAUUCAGUUCAAUUUUGUUUUAGAGCUACAUUAUUGAGAAUGAAAGUCGUUGAAUGCACUUGCAUGUACUUUUCGAUGUGAAAAUGGGACAGCCCAACUGUAAGUUGCAGAAGACGCCGAAAUCGACAGAGAACUUCGACAGCAACUUUUUGAAGCUGCCAACGAAAAUGACGCCUCCAGACUGGGAAGUGCUCGAGAACAUUCGAGGAGACGAAUUCGCUAAUUUUUCUUUCGUCAAUCCAUUUUUCGUUCCAGAUGUCGACGUCAACGAUCUUUAGGUGUUCAUUUUGUGUGUUUCUGUUGUCAUUCUAGUUUUUAUUUGCACCUCAAGUAUUUUAUUAGGUUCAACACCCUGAUGUUUCUUUCGAACCUCCCUGAAAGUUUUUUUUUAGCUGUGUUCUCUGUCCUUUAGGCUAGGCAAAGGAAAUUAUGAAAGUUGUAGAUUUUUUUUUCCGGAUUUUCUUGCUCUGAUUCGAAUUCUUUUGAUAGGAGAUUGAGAAAAACUUUGAGGUUUUAUCGGAGCAAAAAGUUUAUUUCAUCGACUCAAGUUGGAAAAGAGUCUAGAUUUUUUGGACCGGCAAUACAUAAAAUUCAAGCAAAAAAUUUCAAGAUGCUUUUUUUUGAAACAAAAAUUUUCAUCGAUAACUUUUCAUCCACUUGGAGCAUGGACACUUUCAGAAGUUCACACUUCAAAAAUUAAAAAUGAUUUUGUGUCUGUUCGUUUGUAGCACUUUAGGCACUUAUACAUUAUAUCCCAGCUCGGUCAUGACUUAUUGGAAAACACUUCUCCAAGUCUUUGGCACAUUGCUAGUCAAGUAAGCGUGGUUUUUAUUCAUUAGUAGGAUUUCUAGAUUUGUGUUGUAUUAUUUUAGUAAAACGUGUUUUUCCGUCGAGGAAUAUGUUCUGAAGAAAUCAUAUCUUUUUAAAAAAAUCUGCAAAAUUUCAUUUCCCUUCUAUCAUUUCUCACUAGAUCGCUGUAGACAGUAUGUUGCUUAUUAUUCCACUACCAAAGAGCUUGUCAUUCGAAAAACCUUGACUAUGUAUGUAACCUCUUCUCUAACUGCAUGAUGUCAAAUUCCCUCCCCCAAACCACUUAUCUUUCUCCCCGUAACCCUUUUAUUAUUUUAUCAUUAACAGCACUUAAUUAAGUAAAUAAUAAACUAUUCAAAACUAACCGUAUUGAAAAAAACGGCACGGAGUAGAUUAAGAAGUUUUUGAUUUACAGAAAUCGGCAGACGAUGUCUCCAACUUUGACGCCGAGUUCACUCACGAAGUUCCAAGGUUGACCCCGAUCGACCGACUUUUCCUCAUGAACCUUGAUCAAACGGAGUUUGAAGGAUUCUCUUUUGUCAACCCGGAAUACGUGCAAGAAAUCUGA